CCAAGCGUCGCCACAGCAGCAUAGCGCGCGACGGACAGAGUGGGGGCGCGUCCACCUCUUCCCGUACGUCACGGCGCGCGCCGGAAAAGAGGCCCAGACAGGCGGAGGCGCGGUGCGGCCUAGCGAGAUGCCUGUGACCGUGGGCCCAUAUGGGCAGUCGCAGCCCAGCUGUUUUGACAGAAUAAAGAUGGGUUUCAUGAUGGGCUUUGCAGUGGGCAUGGCUGCAGGAGCGCUGUUUGGCACAUUUUCCUGCCUCAGGAUUGGCAUGAGAGGACGAGAGCUGAUGGGUGGAGUUGGCAAAACGAUGAUGCAAAGCGGUGGGACGUUUGGGACAUUCAUGGCCAUUGGUAUGGGAAUACGCUGCUAAUCUGGAGCUUGGGAUUCAUCCCAGAGUGCCCCCACCCAGCCAUUCCUAUGCCGUACAAUAAUAAAAUCUUUAGAUACCUGGAA
This is a messenger RNA of Serinus canaria (Common canary), 450 nucleotides long. RefSeq names its product reactive oxygen species modulator 1 (gene ROMO1). NCBI's taxonomy places the organism in Eukaryota, Metazoa, Chordata, Aves, Passeriformes, Fringillidae. Bases 128 to 367 code for a protein of 79 amino acids. Gene Ontology annotation, biological process: protein import into mitochondrial matrix; protein insertion into mitochondrial inner membrane. The record is from RefSeq and is a predicted model, not a curated record. The transcript has 3 exons. Gene Ontology annotation, cellular component: TIM23 mitochondrial import inner membrane translocase complex.